AUGCUGAUUCUUAAUGCCCUAUUGGAUAUUAGCCCCUUUAAAGGUAGUGAUCCGAAAAGUGCCCCGACUUUAAUUGGUGAAGUCAAGCAGACAACUAGAGCCAAAAGAAUUUUUUCCGAACUUAUGAAGUUGAAAUCAGAUAUUGACACGAAGAGGAGCAUUUUUAAGACGUCAAACAAGGAAGUUACUGCGCCUAAUUAUAAGGGAGAGAAUCGCUAUUUAGGUAUAAAGGGUCUCUUGAAUUCUAUGGCACAGAAAUUUGAACGUCUGAACGAACAUUUGACGUCUGAUACCGCUGACGAUUCAAAUGAAUUAAAGAAGAAGCUGGUACAAUUUGAUUUUGGCGACAACGAUGAUAUACUGGAUAAUUUGCGUUUGAACGAUGUGAAGGAAUUUCAGAAAUUAUUUUACAACAUUAAUUCUCCUAUUUUCAAUUUGCGUAAGCUUUUCCGUGACUAUGAGGAUUAUCAAUCGGAUGCUAAUGUGCAACCCAAAACGCAUCCUUUUGCCGUUUUCAUCACUGAAAGUGCAGACGGCGAAGAGUUAAAACCGCUUGACAAGGCGAAUGGCAACAUUACUUUUCUAUCUCAUCCUGGAGAUUCGCAAUCAAUAUCAAUUGUAUAUAACGACAAUGGCAACACUAGUGAAAGGCAAUCGUCUGCUUCUACUAUAGAUAGUCAUGAUGCAGCUGGGAAAGACAAGGUCAUUGAAAAUUCUAAUGAUGGACGUGAUUCCCCAACUGAAAUGGGAGUAGGCGGAUCUUCCGAAAAAGUAAUUACCGAACCAUCGGAAUCAGCAUCUCGCGAAGAUGAAUCUCUGGAUAAUGUUAGGGAAACUAAGGAGCAACAAAUUUCGACCGGUGAGGUCAGCGGCGAGGAUAACCGAGUGUCGGUUGUGCAAGCUCAUGGAGGUGGUGAUGCCAUAAGGUCACCUGAUCUACCGGUUGCAGAUCCUACUCUAGCUCGGCCGUCAUCUGCUUCUGAGGCUUUAGCACCUUCAUCUCGAGUUCAGCCUUCUAAUUCUCAGGAGAUGCCACCUACUCCAUCCGGCUCCUUGAGGACUGGAUCGGCUGAGAAGUCGUUGCAGAAGGCUUCUUCUGCCUUUGAUUCGUUUGUAACGAUGCUUCUUGUUGUCAGCGCGGCAUUUGCGCUCUGA
Messenger RNA from Babesia bigemina, 1155 nucleotides. RefSeq lists its product as hypothetical. NCBI's taxonomy places the organism in Eukaryota, Apicomplexa, Aconoidasida, Piroplasmida, Babesiidae. The coding region runs from base 1 to 1155 and encodes 384 amino acids. The record is from RefSeq and is a predicted model, not a curated record. The transcript has a single exon.